CACGCGACUUGUGAACAACCAACGCAAUGGACCCAACACCACAGACUUUGACGAGUACGUUGAUACUCGCUCUGCAACAUAGCGAGACGCUUCUGCGUCAGUUGGACGAGAGCAACAAGACUAUAGAGAGAUUCAGACUCGAAAAUGAGCAGAUCAAGCUCGAACUUGAUCAGAUCCGGAGCCAGCAGAGCAGCGUUUCCAUCGAUCCUCCCGACCAACAUCUAAUAGAAGAAAAUGAGCGACUCAAAAAUGAGCUCUCGGAUCUUCAAAGCAAGCGGCUCAUGGCCCCCGUGCCAUCUACUCAGCUUGACGAGUCUCUCGCCCAAGAAAACGAGAAACUCAGGCACGAGCUGGAAGAGUCACGACAAAAGCAGAACCAACUUUCCGAGAUGACAGUUCAGUUUGAACAGUUAUUCCGCAAGGACGUCGAAAAGCAAGCCGAGAUUGACCAACUCAGAUCAAAACUGCGUCUUUUCCAAGCAAGGGAACGUAAAUGGCGUUGCUCCAAUCCCAGCGUUUCUUCCCCGAUUAUCUUGUCUGACGAUGCCGACGCCAACGCCAAUACGACGAGUCCCAGAACUACGAAACGAAAACGGGCGCGGAGUCGAAGCCCAGAAGUCCUCAAAGAAAUUACAGGCAACGUCACAACCGGAAGCUCCGCCAAUACACCCACCACGCGGCCCAAGUUCAAAAGGCACAGCGACCGAGGAGCAGACGCGAUUCCCACCGUAGCCGAGGAUGGUGAGGACUACAGCGAGAACCUACACUCUGAUGGUUUGGCAAGUGAGAAACCCGUUGAAGGGAACGGCGACGAUACCAUAGCUUCUAAAAACCGUCUCAAAGCCCUCCUGACGACUCCGGCCGCAAAUUCAUCAGUGCUCCUUCCACGGUCCGACGGAAGUACGAGUAUUAUAUCCCGCAAAUCACGAGGGACGCCCUCUCCUAUUACUACUACAGAGUAUCAGCAGCAGCAGCAGCAGCAUCAGCAGCACAAGUUACAAACAUCCACACCGUCCGGGGAAGCCGCCAGCACCAGCACCAUCACCACCACCACCAACCCGUCGACCGCCACAGCAACAGCAACAACUACCAAGCCCAACACCACUAACCGCACCACUAGCAGCACCACUUCGGUCCGGAAACCUCCAUUCCUCCCACCAAAGUCUUCCUCCCGCAAUGUUCCUCCGGGGCCCGAAGACGACGAACCAUUCCGCUCGCGACCGGUCGCGCGCCUGAACCUGACGCACUUCAAGAUCAACACCGCUUAUACCGGCGGGGUGGACUACGCCUACGACGAGGUCGUGCGCGGCCGCAGCGCCCGCAGGUGCCUCCCCGGCUGCGUCCGCCCGGAGUGCUGCGGCCACCAGUUCCGCGUGCUGGCCGACACCCUCCCCGUGACCGACGACGACCUCUCGGAGGACGACUUGCUGCUGGCCUUUUUCGGCCCGGGCCCGGAAUCCGAGGCCAAGAUCCGCAACCUGACGGCCGUCGCCCGCGCGAACCUCGUCCACGAGGCGCGGGCCAAGAGACUGGCGGACCUGUACGGCCGGGCGCACCGCCAGACCUUCGACCGGGCCCAGUCCCCUCCCGGCUUCUGGAACACCGAGUUCCCCUCGACGCAGGAGGACCGGGAGAACCGUGAACGCGCGAGGCAGCGCGAACGCGAAGAGGUCGAGAGGCGCUACUGCGACGCCAAAAGGGGCGGCGGCCGUUGGCUGUUUGCCGACGAAUAAAUCUCUGGUAUAUGCGUCAAAUGACCCGACAAUCUUAACAGAGUGGCACCCUCUACAGGUCGCCAUCUACCUAGGCUCAUGACAAAAUGGAGCCGCGUCUGCACCGUAUGUACCCAAGUAACUAGGUCCCUACCAAUAUAAUCAAAUAACGCU
This is a messenger RNA of Exophiala oligosperma, 1886 nucleotides long. RefSeq lists its product as uncharacterized. NCBI's taxonomy places the organism in Eukaryota, Fungi, Ascomycota, Eurotiomycetes, Chaetothyriales, Herpotrichiellaceae. Gene Ontology annotation, cellular component: site of double-strand break. Gene Ontology annotation, molecular function: damaged DNA binding; single-stranded DNA binding; double-strand/single-strand DNA junction binding. The transcript has a single exon. Gene Ontology annotation, biological process: double-strand break repair via homologous recombination; DNA double-strand break processing involved in repair via single-strand annealing. Bases 27 to 1733 code for a protein of 568 amino acids. The record is from RefSeq and is a predicted model, not a curated record.